AUGUGUAAAGUCACCAGAACCAAAUACUCUUGCCGACAUACCGCCACCGAGUAUCAGUUCCAAUGCUCUGACACGAGCGGAAGAUGCGAAAAGGAAAUCACAAACAGAAACUCCAAAGACCAGUGCCAAAAGUGCAACCCAGAUAAUCGCCAAAAGAAAAUCGUGGACAUCUACGCCAAAUACACCGAGGAACUGAAGAAGUUGGCGGAGCUGGCAAAGGCUGAGGACUGUAAGACGAUGACGACGCAACUGGAGGACAUCAUCAAAAGUCUUCCAGAGCAGAGGAUCAAGGCUCUGGUAGAGAUGCAGGAGAAGACUGAGAUUGAAAUGGCCGCGAAGAAGCGAAUCGAGGCAGAGUUGGCUCAAGAGUCGAGGGGGAGAUGGCAGUCUUGA
Messenger RNA from Trichoderma harzianum CBS 226.95, 393 nucleotides. RefSeq lists its product as hypothetical. NCBI's taxonomy places the organism in Eukaryota, Fungi, Ascomycota, Sordariomycetes, Hypocreales, Hypocreaceae. The record is from RefSeq and is a predicted model, not a curated record. The coding region runs from base 1 to 393 and encodes 130 amino acids. The transcript has a single exon.